Papilio machaon (common yellow swallowtail) is the source of this 846-nucleotide messenger RNA. RefSeq lists its product as uncharacterized. The record is from RefSeq and is a predicted model, not a curated record. The transcript is spliced from 5 exons. NCBI's taxonomy places the organism in Eukaryota, Metazoa, Arthropoda, Insecta, Lepidoptera, Papilionidae. The coding region runs from base 70 to 798 and encodes 242 amino acids.
AGUAUCAGUCGCUUACUGGUGUCAUUUGAAGAAACAUCGAAAGAUUUGUUUACGUAAAAAUACUUGAAGAUGACAAAAAUGUACAUCUUUCUUGUCAUUUUGAGUUUUGCACUACACUGUUCCUGCAACUCAAUUGUGCCUUUCAUCAAAGCUUGCAACUUGAUCGAUGAAGAUUGUCUCCUGACCGCUAACAUGCAAAUCGCUUUCCCGUAUAUUGCCGAUGGGAUUCCCGAGAUCGGUGUCCCACGAACUGAUCCCAUGAAUUUCGAAAACAUCACAAUGUGGACAGAACAAAAUAGUUUCAGACUCACAUUGCCCUAUUUGCAAAUACGCGGUGGAAGAAGGUGUAAAGUCGUUGAGUUUAGACAACUCCGCGAUCAAUCGGCUUUAAAACUCAUCGUUGAUUGUCCAUUGCUAGGAACUGGUACAUACAAAUUAAAUGGAAAAAUGCUAAUAUUCAAUGUUGAUAAGGAAGGUGACUACAGAAUGCAGACAAAUUCUAUGAGGACAACGAUUACAGCUAAAUUUGAUAACACCCGUAUAAAUGGAAAGAACUACUGGAAACUUUUGACUUAUGAAUUUUUCAGUGAGCCAACUGAAUCCAUGAAAUUCGACUUGGGUGGUCUCUUUUCUGGCGACCUUGAGAACGUUCAAUCAUUAAUGAAUGACUUCAGCAAGGAUAAGACGACUAUCUUGCAAAUCGGCGAGCCCAUCGAGAGCAGCAUUGUCAAGAACCUUUUCAAUGCCCUCAAAGUCUUCUUCAAUAGAGUGCCAAUUGAUGAGUUUCUGCAGCAUUAGAUUUCAAUUUCUAGACUACUUUACACAAUAAAUAUUAUCUGAACAUUA